AGCACCACGAACAACCCAUCAGAACCCAUCUUGCCUUUGGGAGUCCUACGGUUGUUGCUGCUGCCGCCGACGCCACCUCCUCCUGUUAACAACAUGCCAGGAGUCAAGCGAGUUCAACUAGACGGAUGGGGUUCCCACGCGGCUGGGAAGGUCAUCUGCGUGGACUCGGAUCGAUCCACAAACUCACAUAUGGCCGCGGCCCCUGCGUACCACUACUAUCACAACUCCUUCCACGCACAGAACCAACCUAUAUUCAAGCAAGAAUCUCAACCAACUCUGUCUUCGUCGUACACGUCGAAGCAGCACCCGUACAUGUAUGGCCAAUCCCCUCCACCGCCGCCGUCGAUCGACGCCGCGCAAGUGGAGAUUGCCCGCCACUGCACCGCCAUCGCCAAGCAAGUCCCGCACCUCCCAAUCUCGCUCCACGAAUGUUCCGUGUGUCUCUCAAGCAACGCGCACACGCAAAUCGCUCCAUGUGGCCACAUCUUUCACAGUCGUUGCUUCCUCCGGUGGUACCGGUCGAAUCGCACGUGUCCAAUGUGUCGUGGCGGCGUCGACCGCGUCCAAGUCGCCACGCCGGUCCUUGAAGAAGUCGACGUGCUCAUGGCGUAUGACAGCGACGACGACAACAUGGACGUGACUUCGGUAUCCAACGAUCCGUCCUCGCUCAUGGAGGACACGGAGCUGCUGUCGUUCCUCACGCAGGACGACGCGACCACGUCCCCUUCGUCGGCAUCGGCCUUGUCGGACGAUACCGACUUGUUGCCGAUGGAAGACAUGGAAAUCCUCGAGGAUCUCGCCUCGUUUGACGAAAAACCUCUGGCCACCACGUACGCCAUGCCGCCGCCGCCAACGCCGCUCGCGUUUACGCCGGCGACGACCAUGCCCAACUACUGGAUGGUGCUCAACAACCACGGCCAGACGCUUCUGCCGGUCCAUCCCACGGCGGCGCGCGUCGUGCCCAUCGCGCCGCGGCCCAACGCCCCCGUCACGUCCUCCCACCACUUUCACGGCAGCACCAAGCCGAUUCCCUCGUCCUCCAACAUGGUCGUGCUCGCGCCAUCGUCGACCAAGAUGCACUCGUGUCGGUGUGCCGGCGGCUGCCGCAACGGCCGCUGCGCGUGCGUGAAGGAGGGCAGCAUGUGCGGCAUCACAUGCCGGUGCACGUCCUGUAAGAACCCGUUUCUAAGCAUCGCCAUGGCCGGCAUCGACGUGUCGUCGCUCAUCAAGGACGACUGCUUCAUGCACAACCUGUCCAAGAUCCGAGACAUGAUGACCAAGCUCCACGAACGGCUGCCGCCUCCGUGUUGCGCCACGUCAUCCCACGACACCCUGACGAUCCUCGACUGCAUCGACGGCUACACGUGCAAAACCUGCGACAAGGUGUACGACUUUUCCUGGUGCAGCAACAAGCUGUGCGAUCGAGAAAAGCACAAGCGCAACCACUGCUCCAAGUGCAAACGCUGCGGCGACCACCGCGAUGUUCAUUGCGAUAACUGCAAUCGGUGCUACUUUGCCGGCGUCUCGUCCAGCUUUGCAUGCGCGUGCCAGGAAAAGAUAAAGGAAGCCGCCAAGUCGACGAGUGGAAGCGGCGCGGCGGCGGCGCGAGGUGGAGGACCCAGUGCAACGACCGCCGACGACGGCGAAGAAGGCGAAUGUUCCAUCAUGUAACCCCCCCAUCCCCCCCCGACCACCUACCUGCAACAAGAUGAGACGUCGCGCUGUAGGAAUAGAUCAACAUAAUAUAUAUAUACAUAAUACAUGGUGUGAGUUGCGUG
Molecule: messenger RNA, 1778 nt
Organism: Aphanomyces astaci
Lineage: Eukaryota; Oomycota; Saprolegniomycetes; Saprolegniales; Verrucalvaceae
Exons: 1
Coding region: 94-1671 (525 amino acids)
Source: RefSeq, a predicted model, not a curated record